Molecule: messenger RNA, 1047 nt
Organism: Schistosoma turkestanicum
Lineage: Eukaryota; Metazoa; Platyhelminthes; Trematoda; Strigeidida; Schistosomatidae
Source: the annotation of a GenBank genome assembly
CUUCAAGGUCAUAAUUUAAGGUCACUGAAUCUUGGUAAUCGUUAUCCGUUCAGUUUAAGUGAACUACGUUUUCAUAGCUUUUUUAUCUGUAAUCAAAACUUUACUUCUUGCUGUAAAACGAUAAAACAACAAUGCCUGAAACAUCUUUCCUACAUGCAUCAUCUUUUAUUGCCUUACCAUUUGUUGGAGCAUUUAUUGGUCAGCGUAUUGUUUCAAAAAAUAUGGAUUGGUUUGAUACUUUGAAAAAACCAUCAUUCUCACCACCAAAAUGGGUUUUUGGACCAGUAUGGAGUGCAUUGUAUGGUUGUAUGGGAACUGCAUCUUAUUUAGUAUGGAGAGAUGCACCACAUGGUAAAGCUAUGAUUCCUUUGUCUAUUUAUGGUGCUCAACUUUUACUUAAUUGGUCAUGGACACCUGUGUUUUUUGGAUUGCACAAAAUUAAAUAUGGAGCUAUAUUAAAUGUAGGAAUACUUGGUGGUGCUUUAACCUGUGUACAUGUAUUUCGUUCAAUCAAUGUGAAUGCCAGUAAUCUAUUGAUUCCAUAUGUUUUAUGGUUAUCAUUUGCUUCAGCUAUCAGUGUACGUUUAGCUAUGUUAAAUAAAGAAUAGAAAAUUUCGAAAACACACAGAAAACACAACAAAGCUCAGGUGUUUUUUUCGUCUUGUUUAUUACGAUUAUUAGUUCAAUCUUACCACUUUAUUUAUACAUAUAUAUAGUUGUUUUGAUUGUUGUUGCAUUGCAUUGCAGCAUUGUCUUUUUCUCUCAUAAUAAUUAAUCAUAACUCAGGAAUAUUGUUUAGUUGUUUUCGUUUUUUUUGUGUGUUUCAAUUUUGUUUUGUUUUAUUUUUUUUCGCGCGAAAAUCUUUACUAUUUUAUGAUAUAAUAAAUACGUAUAGACAGAUACAUACGCACACGCGCACACACACAUACAGAAAAGGGGAAUCUUUUGUCAGUUUCUGUGUUUUGUUUGCUGUUUUGUUAUUAUUGUUUUUUGUUAUUGUGAAAAUGUAAGUUAUGAAGAGUAUAUUGGCAUAAAUAACACCGUAGG